Molecule: messenger RNA, 2298 nt
Organism: Fomitopsis serialis
Lineage: Eukaryota; Fungi; Basidiomycota; Agaricomycetes; Polyporales; Fomitopsidaceae
Product: acetyl-CoA synthetase-like protein
Exons: 4
Coding region: 411-1994 (527 amino acids)
Biological process (GO): fatty acid metabolic process
Molecular function (GO): medium-chain fatty acid-CoA ligase activity
Source: RefSeq, a predicted model, not a curated record
UAACAUUCUCAUCUUAAUGCAGUCCCGUUGGGAUCGUUUCGUUGUCCAAUACAAGCAGACAUGCCGGUUCUUGUUGCCAGACUAGGCCAGGGAAUGGUGAGUGUCCCUUGUUUGUCAUUGGUUCAUAGCCUGUCAAUGGAAUGUGUCAGGGGGGGCAUAGGUGUUAUGGUGGCAGUCCCUCUCAACAGUCGAUCAGAUCUCAGUGCACCGCACGCAAUGGCUUCCCAGCGGUACCGGUACGCUGUACCAAGCUCGAGGGGCCACGGUUUACCAAAUACUGCGCCGAGUCCGGAAAAUAUCUGACUCCUGACAACGCCUACUCGCCAUCGUCUCUGGUCCAUCACUUCACGCUCGCAUCCGAGUAUAUAUGACCCGCGCAUGCUCCUAGAGAACGCCGCGUUACAUCCGACAUGCCGUCUUUCCCUACUCAUCUUACCGUACUCCAGGCAGCCGCUACUCUUCACCCCACAGCUGAUGCUUUCCGCGUCCCGGAAGUCGAGCCAGACACUGGUUCCAUCCGGUGUUGGCCUACAAUCACCUACUCGCAAUUCCUUGGCGACGUCGAACAUUUCGCCGCGUAUUGGACGAAAACAUUGACGGCUGAGGGUGUCCGUCCACCUUCUGUCGUCGGGAUUUGGCUCAGUGGGACGACAUACACGGACGCCUUGCACAUCUAUGGCAUCUCCAGAGCGGGUUAUGUACCGCAGCUCAUGUCGCUGCGCCUGCCGAACCCCGACGUCAUCCUCGAGCUAUUAGCACAGUCGGGCGGCAAGGCACUCAUUCACGAUCCCUCCUUCUCCACGGUGCUGCAUCAAGCGCCAGUCCCGACUCAUGUCGCUAUGGAUGCUCGUACCAUUACCGUAUCCGACGAUCCUGUGAUGAUAUUCCACACGUCAGGGUCCACGUCGGGUCGCCCGAAGCUGGUGCCGUGUAGUCACUUCUGGUGGGCGAACAUGAUGGCGAAGGCAGCGACCAUCUUGCGUCCGAAGCACUCCCGUCGCGAUGCACGAGACGUCGUCGUCUGGAUGGGGAGCCUGUGUCAUAUGGCGCAAACAUUCAUGCUCGUCGGCACUCUUCAAAACGGCUCCUGCAUGGUUCAGAGUACGCAACAAGCUUAUCCAACUGAGGAGCUCCUCGACAUGGUCCACCGCUGCGGGGUUAACCGCCUGAACAUAUUUCCCCCUUUCCUUGCGAACCAUCUUCGUAACUCCCGCAAAGAUCCCGACCUCCUUGCGGCGAUGCAGGGACUAGACGAAGUCCUCAUUGCCGGUCUCUCGAUGUCGGAGGAGGACCAACAAUGGGUCCAGACUCAGGGCAUCAAUGUCCUGAACUGCUACGCUAGCACGGAGGUGGCAAUCAUGCUGCGAUCUGUCCAGGAUGUCGGGAGCAAGAUCCAUCCGCUACGUCCCCUUGAUGGCGUCUCCUACCAGUUCGUGCCCGUCGCCCCAGCGCCUGCCUCGGAGUCGGGUUACCAGAACGUCCAUGCGCGUCUUGUCGAGCUCAUCGUAUCGGCGAGCUCUCCGGACUGUCCCGAUGUGUCUCUGCGCCACGCCGACGGAGACUUUCACACGGGGGAUCUCUUCCUUGAGGUCACUCCGGGCGGUUAUGUUUUCUGUGGUCGUGACGACGACUGGAUCAAAAGCGAGAGCUCGCUCCGAUGCGACACCAAGGCUAUCGAGGACAACGUUCGCAUCGCAUGCGAGGACCUGGUCAGCAACUGCGUCGUGGUUGGAAAUGGUCGGCCGACGCCGGCACUCUUCGUCGAGCCGGCGCGAGAGUGCGAUGCGCGAAAAUUGCGGCAGGAGAUUUUCCGGAGGAUCAGGCCCUUCCAUGCACGCCGCUAUCUGCACGAGCGCAUAGCAUCCGCCGACUCUAUUUUCGUUGUGGCCCGGGGUGUCCUUCCCCGCACGGCGACGAAAGGAAACAUCAGGAGACGUGCGGUAGAACAGGAUUUCAAAGCUGAGCUUGAUCGCCUUUACGGAGUGGCGCCUUGAUUAUCUUCCUAUAAUUAGCGUUCAUACUAAUAACAGGGCACACACUUUCAUGCUAACUUAUACACUACGUGUUCUCGUCGUAUAAUUAUUCAGUUAGCUCUCAUGUCGCUAUUAUCGACGCACUCUCUUUCUUGGAUCAUAGUACGGUGGCAUAGUACUGUAGUAUUUCCUGUAAUUACCACAGAUUACGUGCAAAAGUGUACCCGUUGACCGGCUACAUACAAUUUGCCUUUGACACAUCAACGAGGUCUUCAACCAGCAUUUGAUCCUAUGUAUUUUGAGUAUAAAUCGACUUCAGCACUGG